AUGCCGAUGAGCAACACCGGCCGGAGGCGGAGGAGCACGAGGUCCGUAGCCCCUUCGCGGACCACCUCUCCGUCGCCUUCUGGCCGCCGAGAACCGCAGCCGCCGUCCCGGCUUCCCCAGUGGAAGUUCUCCCAGGUCCUCGGUGAACUGCCGCCCGCCGCCGAAGCCCACCGCGACGGCGCUCCCCGUCCCCAGGAUGACGACGGUAUCUAUCAAUUAAUGUCUGCAAACUCAAACCUCAGAGCUAGCCGCAGCAUUUUUGUUGGUUGCUGGACUGAUCGGUGCUUUCGCACGCGUGCUUCAGCGGACGAAAUCUCGGCCGUCGAGUUCGACGGCCGCGGCGAGUACCUGGCCGCCGGUGACAACGCCGGGCGCGUCAUCCUCUUCCGGAUGACCGACGACGACGACGGCGACGGCGCGCGGCCUCGCGCGGAGCUUGAGCGCGCCGACCGUACCGGAGCUCCGUCGCCGAGGUACAGCUACGCGACGGAGUUCCAGAGCCACGAGCCGGUGCUUGAGAUCAGCAAGAAGAUCAAGAGAGUGAGGUGGUGCGCGCGGCCCAACAGCUCCCUGCUCAUGCUCGCCGCCAAUGACCGUACGGUCAAGCUCUGGAAGGUCUCCGAAUACAAGAAGGCGCCGAAGAAAGGGAAAGAUCGGUCGCGUUGGGGGGGCACCACGGCGGCGUUGUCUCUGAAAGAACCCUAUUAUUCUGAAUCUGAAUGGGCAGCCACGAAGCCGAGGGGUUCGUCUGGAGACCCUGACGAACGUCCUGAAAAGGGAGGUGAUGUCGGAGAUGGGUACUCUGCGAAAUGCCGGAGAGUCUUCGGUCGCGCUCACGAGUUCAACAUCCACUCCAUCUCGAAUAACUGCGACGGGGAGACGUUCGUGUCCGCGGAUGACGUGAGGAUCAACCUGUGGCACCUGGAGGUGACGAGCCAGUGCUUCAACAUCGUGGACACGAAGCCCGAGGACAUGGAGGAUCUCGUAGAGGUGAUCACCACGGCCGAGUUCCACCCGUCGUCCUGCAGCCUGUUGGCCUACGGCAGCUCCAGCGGCCUCGUCCGGCUGGUCGACCUGCGUCGAUCGGCGCUGUGCGACCACAGCGUGAGAAUAUUACAGGACCGCGAGAACCGCCCUCAGCCCAGCACAUUUUUCACUGAGAUCAUAUCUUGCACCACCGAUCUAAAGUUCACAGGCGACGGAAAAUACCUUUUAACUCGCGACUACAUGAACCUCAAGCUCUGGGACCUGCGCGUGGAAACCUCACCCGUCGCAACAUACAAAGUGCACGAGUUCCUUCGCCCAAAGCUGUCGGAGCUGUACACCGACGACUACAUUUUCGACAGGUUCAGCUGCUGCGCCAGCAAGGACGGGGCCUACUUCGCUACUGGAUCUUACAGCAAUACCUUCAAAGUUUUCUCCCGUGCUGCUGCGCAGACUAGCGGCACUACGUUGGAAGCUAGCACCAACCCUUACAGGAUACAAUUACAAGCUCCUACAAAGAUUCCAGCGCUGCUCGGCAAUUUCUCUCUUGGAGUUAAUAGAAAAGGUCAGGAUGGUCCGAUGUCAGACGGCAAGGAGGAAGUUGCAUGCAACAUGGCAUCAAAGGUGAAGCAUCUAGCAUGGCACCCGGCAGAAAACUUCAUAGUUUGUGCAGCCAAUAACAGCUUGUACAUCCUGGAAGCACGGAAGGGGAAUGCUGAUGCAGGAUUUCCUCAUCUUAGAUGGGCUGUCACGUUGAGCUGCAAAUUGGGGGAGUUUUCAACUGGAGUUCCUGUUUUGAAAGGAUUUUCACCUGGAUUUCCUUUCUUGAAAGGACACUCAACUGGAAGACUAAUAAGGAUCUUGCUUUUCUCCAGUGGGCUAUCGUUUCCGCCCACAAACCCUGGAGAGCUUUCAUCUGGAGUUGACACGCCUAGCUGCAAAUUGCAGAGAGUUUUCAGCUGGAGUUCUGAUCAGGAUCUUGUUCUUCUCCAGUGGGCUAUCUUUUUCACCCGCGAACCGCAGAGAGCUUUUGGCUGGUGUCAUGCUCAGCAUCUUGCAUUCCUCAGAUGGGCUAUCCAUUUUUCCAAAAAGCAUGCGGCUCUUUUCUGGGCUUCUACCCAGGAUUCCGUGAACCUAGGCUCAACAGGAUCAGAAUCUAUUGUGGUGGCCUCACCCACAUGCAGAGAACCAUGCUCUACUCCAAACUGGUCCCUUGAUAUCUUCAUCUUCUUCAGUAUACGAGGUUCAUAA
Molecule: messenger RNA, 2235 nt
Organism: Miscanthus lutarioriparius
Lineage: Eukaryota; Viridiplantae; Streptophyta; Magnoliopsida; Poales; Poaceae
Source: the annotation of a GenBank genome assembly